Molecule: messenger RNA, 3748 nt
Organism: Chilo suppressalis (striped riceborer)
Lineage: Eukaryota; Metazoa; Arthropoda; Insecta; Lepidoptera; Crambidae
Source: the annotation of a GenBank genome assembly
GAGCGCCUGGCUUGCGUCUUCCGUACGCAGCUCGAGGACUCCUUGCUGAGAGAACGUUCCUCCUUACAAUUCCUCUUGGACGGCUAUUUGGGUGCUGCAGCGGCCUCCAAGCUUCGCGAAGCAGGACUCGACGAAAGUGUAUCACUUCUAGACGAAGUCAUCCAACGCUUUCGCCAAGACUCCAGCGAUUCCGAAGACGACGGCGGCGAGCUACAGGCUAAACAACCUCACGCCGGCGUGCCCUCUUCCCACACUUGGUGGACGCGUUAAUUUUACCAGUUAGUUCCAACGAUUUCAAGAUGGGCUUGGGAAAUGUUAUUAAUAGCAUACCAGUGUUUGGUCAUAUUAAAGCUGGUGUCCACGUGUUAACUGGGGAUACGCGUGAAGCAGCUGAGGCUUUUCAUGCUGCUAAUAGAUCAACAGCGGUUGUAGCUGGAGGUGCCGCCGGAGCUAUAGUUGGUGGCCCAGCGGGAAUGAUCGGUGGGGCUAUAGCUGCAGGCACAGCUUGUGACGGUGUAUCUUCCGUUGCCAAUCAUCGCGCCGAAGGGGUUUUUGAAGGAUUAAGGGAUAUCGGUAGAGAUAUUUCUGAUGGUAAAGUACCAGUAAAGUCAGUGUUGAAGACUGGAUUAUAUGUCGGUGCAGAUGCACUUAGCGGUGCUACUGGUGGAAGUGUUGCCGCAAACAUACCUAAGGCGGUGGGUAAAUCUCUCUUAAAGGAUGCAGUAACUGUUGUUGCUAAAAGUACUACCCAAGCAAUGGUGGCUUCUACUGCUGGGGGCAGAGCAACGCGAGAAAUCGCAAAUACAUUACACUCAAGUGGCUCCUCUGGAGGCUCCUCUAGCUAUACCUACAAUAAUACGACUACUUCAGGAAAUAGUUCAUCAAAUUCAAAUUCUAACUCUGGCAACAAAAGUCAGAGCAAUAAAACUAAUUCCAACUCGUCUAGUAGUGGAGGUGGUGGGCAACCCCCUCAAAAUAAUAAAAACAACCCUAAUAAGACAGAACAUGAAAAAGAUCAGACGAGUGCUGAUUCCCAUUUACAAGUUUUUUAUCGAUUAUUUGGCAAUAACAUAACCAGUUUGGAAGACAUACAAAUUGCCGGAGUUGACAUAUUCAGUGAGAUUAGUGGAGACAGAGCCCGGAAAAAUACUUUGAAAAAACUCAUCGCAGCCUUACGAGACAAUAAUAUACUGGAAAGGGUGAUUGAAACUGUUCAAAAUAUAUUCAAAAAUUUUGAUCGAUCGGAGGUGACUUUCCAGAACUUUAUGUAUUUGACUGAGAUGGUGUCCACGUAUAUUACGGAGCGGCUGGCUCGCCGUCAGGAGAUGCAGAUCAGCAAAGAACCUCGACCACGGUUGAAUUUCCACCUCCGUCGCGCUGAAAAUUUACGAAUCGUUCUACAAGAGAUUUUGGAGCCAGGUAGUGCUCGCAAUAUACUCAACAUAUUUGGGAGUCUCCGCACACAUAUUGAACAGGCAUGGCGCAACAUCACACCCACUUUUGCAAACAUUAUUGCAGCUGUGACCCAUUACUUCAAGCACAAGUUCGUGCCAGCGAGUGUCCGUGUGUUGAGCAUUAGUGAAUACUUCGCUCUUAUCAAUAGCAUAUUGCCGAGAGUCCUGAGAUCCAGUCAAUAUGGUGAGAUGGUGUCCGGAACAAGACGUCGUCUGUUAUAUGAUGUGUACCGUUCAGAAUACGGGAGGAGAGUCAGGAUAGUGUUGCAAGUUCAGGGCGGGGUUAUAGUAUUAUCAUCUUGCCACAUUUUGGAUGUCAUCGUGAAUUUUGACGACAAAGAUGGAAAUGAACAAUUUGAUCCGGAUUACUAAUAACCGUUUACUUACAACAAUUCUCAUCAAGGAAUUGCAAUUGCACAUUAGAAAUAAGGCGAAUAAAGGCAAGUUUUAAUGAUUCUUCCUACGUUAUUGUCUACUUUUCUAUGCAUUGUCCACGACUUAAAUAUGCAACUGGUCGUUGUGAUAAGGCUUAUAUAUCGAUCAUAUUGUAAUAAUAUUGUGGUUUAUGACUAAAAAUAGUUUUAUCUUUGUCCUAAACCUAAGUUUACUGAUAUAAUUAUCUUACUUUUAACGAAAUAGGUGCUAAUGUUAACAGUGGUUAAUGCACAAACCUUAAACACUUUUCACAAUAUUCUAGUUCGAGCAAUGUAGGUAGUAGAGCAGUGCAGUGCAGCUGCAAACUUAGUCAUGUCAAAUACCAUUUGACUGAAGGCGCUGCUACACGGUGACAAACUAUGAUGCUAACCUAAAUACUUUGCUGUGACAUUUGAUAGCGACUAACACUGCUAUUAUAUAACAAGACCGCAACUUUAGUACUCGCGUCUGGAACACUCACAUCAUACACAAAUUUUUGUAACCCUUAUUUUUUACUGAAUCUUUAAUUACUGUAGACCUAAAUGGUCUAAUUACUUUAAUUUCUAUUUUUUUAAAUUUAUCAGGCAUAGACGAGCGCAUGCUUAAUGUGCUUACAUAAUAUCUCUUCGUACACAGAGUACGUGGUGCGGAAACUAGUAAAAUUACCUGUGUUAGCAAACUGGUUUGUCACUGAGUAACAGGCAUUCAAUACAAAUCUGAGGUUGCUACUCUCUGUAUGUCUGGCUGGAAAGGCCUUUAUAGCGACGUGUCAUAAGAUAGUAGUAUGUCUAUUUGACGCUAGAUGGAGCUAAUUAUGAUCGUCACCCGGCAAUAUAUGUCCUACCUCCUCCACGCGGCCGUAACGCUAUUUCGUGACAGCAAAAUCGUAAUAAUUUAGAUAGUAAGUCGCCCCGUCUAAAUAGAAGUUUCACCUCAAAAAGGUACCUUAUUUAAGUACGGUUAAGAAUAGUCUCCAAACAUCAUAGGUAGAUAGUGAUGUCGAUUCUGGCAUGAUUCUCUAAACCUAAACUUAAAUUUGACAACAGUGCAUCCUUGUCAUUCACUAUGCAGAAUGACAAGGAGAAGCUGAUGUUAAAUUUAGUUUUAAGUUUAGAGAAUCACGCCAUAAUCGAUACCAGUAUAAUAAAUAAAACCAUUCAAUUUUACUCUUGCUUAUAGACUUACUUUUGUGUUUUCUGUUAUUGCAUGUUCGUGUCAAUGUUAUUUUUAGUAUUAAAAAUGUUGAGUUUCUUGCCGGUUCUUCUCAACAAAUUUAUUUUCCGAACCGGUGGUAGAGUCACGUAUAAUAACUAGAGGAUAGUAAGUAGGUACUUGAGUUUAAGUUAUCAUCAUCAUCUCGGUCGUGCGACGCCCACAACUGGGCCUGGGCUCCACGCAGACGGUUUACUUCAUUGAGAACGACACGUUAUAAAUCAAAGUGUCCCAAGCUUAGGUUGGUUCCGGACCUUAUUUUGUCACGAUUCUCUAAAUCUUAAUAAUAAUAAUAACUUAGAUUUAUGAUUCAUCAUUCAUCCAUCUACGAGAGUCAUUAAUCUGUUUCUGAAACUAAAUUUGAUAACAGCCUAUACUAUCAUGUUUUAUAGACGAUCAGAGGGAAAACUGCUUUUCAAUAAGAGAUUCUCACCAGAAGUAGUGUAGUGGCGUCGAUUCUGGCAAGAUUCUCUAAACCUAAACAACAGUGUAUCCCUGUUAUUCUCUAUACAGAUUGAGAAGGAGAGACUGAUGUUAAAUGUAGUUUUUAAGUUUAGAGAAUCGUGUCAGAAUCGACACCAGUACCUACUUUAAAGAUAUAUUGUUCUUUCUUGCUCUUUUGUUAUUAAUAUUCUUGUUUACAAUAUCAAUAAAGCUUUAUGAACACA